Fusarium pseudograminearum CS3096 is the source of this 1242-nucleotide messenger RNA. RefSeq lists its product as uncharacterized. Gene Ontology annotation, molecular function: DNA-binding transcription factor activity. Gene Ontology annotation, biological process: regulation of DNA-templated transcription. NCBI's taxonomy places the organism in Eukaryota, Fungi, Ascomycota, Sordariomycetes, Hypocreales, Nectriaceae. Bases 1 to 1242 code for a protein of 413 amino acids. The transcript is spliced from 2 exons. The record is from RefSeq and is a predicted model, not a curated record.
AUGUCAGCGCAUUCGGGGGGGACGGGUCAUGGCCCGAGGACCAGGCUUUUGGCAUCUUUUGCCACAGCACUAGAGGGGGAGAAAAAGAGCACAGCACAGCUGAAAUCCGAAGGCGCACUGAAAUCGAACCAGCCGACUAUUGCCUCUGUUUUGAAACUGGACGUCAACAAGCCUACGGAACAGAAUAUUGCGAAUAACAUCAUCUCACGCUUUAAUAAUCAAUACUUUCAGCGUAUACUAGUCGAGUUAAUCGUCAGUAGCAACCAGUCCUUGUUAUUCGCCGAGAAACCUAUCCUCCAAGAAAUCUUCGACUAUUUGAAUCCCUCCAUUUCGAUCCAACGGGCCAACUUGACUGCCAGAGCAGUCCGAUAUAAGAUCAUUCAAGAGUAUAACCGCCAUAGGCAGAAUGUUAUCGAGGUGUUAAGGAACUCCCCUGGAGCGCUUCAUAUCUCAUUUGAUGGCUGGACAUUUCGAAAUAAGCUGGCCCUGUACGGCAUUGCUUGCUUUUUCAGAGAUGAGAAGAAUCGGCCAUGCAAAAUCAUAAUUGGGGUUCCAGAGGCUCAUCGUCACUUCGGGUCCACAAUCGGUGGAGACGCUCUCGACAUCCUACACACCCUUGGCGUAAGUUCAGAAAAGAUUGGCUAUUUCACGCUCGGCAAUGCUGAAAACAACAAUACUGCCAUGGAGGUCAUUGGUGCUGAGCUUGGGUUCGAUAGCCGACUACAUCGAGGACGCUGUAUUGGCACCAUAAUUAACUUGUCAGCCAAGGCGCUCUUAUUUGGAAUAAACACCGAUGCGUUCGAGCAGCAAUUAUCAGGCGCAGAGGCGUUAUCUGAUACUGAAUACGCUCGAUGGCGCAAAAAGGGACCAGUUGGCAAGUUACACAACAUUGUAGUUGAUGUGCGUAUUAGCCAUCGGCUGAUUUACUUAUUCCGCCAUGGUAGUGAGAACUUGGUCCAACAACGGAAAAACCAUAGCCAAAAUACAAAAGAAAGGAAUCGUAUUGCGGCCAGCAAAUUCCGAACUAAGAAGCGAGAACAUACGCUAAGAGUCCAGUCAGAGGAGCAAGAGUUGGAACGAACCAAUCAUGCCCUGUCCAUCUACGUAGCCAACUUGACUCAUGAGGUCCAGGAGCUAAAGAUGAAGCUAUUACAACAUACCGGUUGCGACUGCUCGCUCAUCCAUGAAUACCUUGCCACAGAGGCCCAGCAUUACGUUUGUGAACUCAGUGAGCAAUCGUAG